This is a messenger RNA of Ipomoea triloba (trilobed morning glory), 1951 nucleotides long. RefSeq names its product UNC93-like protein 3. NCBI's taxonomy places the organism in Eukaryota, Viridiplantae, Streptophyta, Magnoliopsida, Solanales, Convolvulaceae. The transcript has 10 exons. The record is from RefSeq and is a predicted model, not a curated record. Gene Ontology annotation, biological process: potassium ion homeostasis. The coding region runs from base 396 to 1706 and encodes 436 amino acids.
UCGCUUGGCCAUGGAACCUCUAACUCCGUCGGAAGUAUGCGGUCAUGGGGCAUUGGGUGUUAAGCUCCAACAAUGUCUAAUAGGAACUGCAGAUAAUGUACAACAUAUAAAGCUCAAUGUAUUACACGCUGACAAAAAUUUCCUCUUUCAGCUCUAAUUAUAGCCGUCUGGGUUGUCUCUAUCUUAUAUUAUUAUCUGAUUCCUAUUAUCAGAUUCCUCGUCAGAAUCUUCAAAAUCGAAGCUUUUCUUAAUGUCGUCUCUAAGCCGGCGAACCCACUUACUCUUUUGUCUUGUUUGUUGUUUGUAAAAACUCUGGAUAUAUAAGAAUAUAAUGUGUGUAUAUAAGUUGUAGGGGGUGUAAAUUGGUAUAUUUUGCGGAUUGGGGGUUUUCUAGAAUGGCUAUCGAUGUAGAAUCAGAAUCACCCCUUGUUGGGGAUUAUGAGAAUCAUCAAAGGGGAUCUGUGAAUCAUGAAAGGGAUGUUCAUAUUCUGAGCUGUGCCUUCUUGUUAAUCUUCUUGGCUUAUGGGGCUGCUCAGAAUCUUGAGAGCACAAUUAAUACUGAGGCAGAUUUGGGGACAAUAUCUCUGGGGGUGUUGUAUUUGUCAUUUACUGUUUUCUCCAUAGUUGCUUCUUUAGUGGUUAAGAAGAUUGGGUCAAAGAAUGCUCUGCUUCUUGGUACUACUGGCUAUUGGUUGUUUAUAGCUGCAAAUUUGAAGCCCACAUGGUAUACAAUGAUACCUGCUUCAUUGUACCUGGGGUUUGCUGCGGCAAUAAUAUGGGUUGGGCAGGGGACAUAUCUUACCUCCACAGCGGAGAGUCAUGCAAGUGACCAUAACCUUCAUGAGGGGACUGUUAUUGGUAAAUUUAAUGGAGAAUUUUGGGGGAUUUUCGCAAGUCACCAGGUUGUUGGAAACCUUAUCACUCUUGCUCUGUUGAGAGAUGGAACGGGAGGAGGCUCCGGUGACACGACUGUACUCUUCAUUGUAUUUCUUUGUAGUAUGACAUUAGGUACUAUUCUUAUGUGCUUUCUAAGUAGGAGAAAUGCUAAAGAGGAGGCUUCACCGCAACAUUCUUCUGUCAGUUUUCUCUCGUCCGUGGUCUCCUCGUCCAAGUCUAUCAUCUCGUUAUUGCUUGACAUUAGAAUGCUGUUGGUCGUCCCCCUCAUUGCAUAUUCGGGCUUACAACAAGCGUUCGUGUGGGCUGAAUUCACUAAGUAUCUUGUACAGCCUAAAAUGGGCGAGAGUGGCGUUGGUGGUGCAAUGGCCAUAUAUGGACUCUUCGAUGCAAUUUGUUCACUAGCUGCUGGUCGUUUCACCUUUGGUCUAAAAUCAAUCACUAUGAUAGUGUCCGGUGGGGGUAUUAUUCAAGCUGUUGUAUUGCUUUGGAUUCUGCUAAAUCACAGUGUCGAUUAUGGAAUAGUUGGCAUACUUGUAAUAGCAGGUUUGUGGGGAAUCGGAGAUGGAGUUCUCAAUACCCAAUUAAGUGCUUUGCUCGGGAUACUGUACAAGCAUGAUUUGGAAGGAGCGUUUUCUCAGCUUAAGCUUUGGCAGAGCUUUACAAUUGCGCUCGUAUUCUUCUUUAGCCCGCUCAUCUCUUUGAAAGCAAUGCUAGUGAUCAUGUUUGCUGCACUUUGCAUCUCCAUGGUUGCAGUGCUUUUUCUGAUGCUCAAGGUAGAAAAAGCGUUUUCGGAUCCUGAUUCUUUGUAGAUGCCAAGAACCAUACGAGUUGUUACCAACUUCAUCGCAUCUAUCACCGUUUGGUUUGUUUUCAGUUGAAUUGCAGUGUUUUAUAUAUCACAAUGCAUUCAACUUUUCAAUGUGGAUCUGUCAUAGCUUAAAUACCAAGAAGCUUUCUAAGUUUUGAAAAUGUCAAAUUGAAGGGUUGUGACUUGUGAGAAUAUAUAUUUGCAACUUGAUGUUCAUCUUUGUAAUAGAUUUAUUCGACUGCUCCA